UCAAGUCCUGCUCAUGAGUGUUUACUGUGCAGUGCGCAGCAAAGUUUACACCAUUUAGCUGGGCUGCAUGCAAAGUCAAUCCUUUCACUUUGUAAUAUGUAAAUCGUUGCAUUCAAUUCUGCCUUGUUUAUGCGGCUACGAGGUCUUCUUUUGUGUCAGUUUACGCCACACGUGUACCAACACAGAAGGACGUGCGCAGGCAAGUAGUAACAAUAUCGUUCAUGACACAGAAUACAUGAAGAAUUGACUUUAUACCAUUUCAUGUGUGAUCCUCAUGGGGCUUGUGAGAAAGAUUUUAUCAGUAUUUGUAUAAUUCGGUGAGUUCAAGUCGAGUAGAAGCUAGCUACGAGCUUGCAGUGCUAACUACACCAGCCAGUUAGCAAGACAGCUACGGAUUAGUUUCGUAGCUUGAUCCAGUGAGGUCUACUGUCGCAAUGAUGCAACGGUUUCACAUGCCACUAUGAAGUACAUCUUGGUCACUGGAGGUGUAAUAUCCGGAAUUGGCAAGGGCAUCAUUGCCAGUAGUGUGGGCUUAAUCCUGAAGUCCUGUGGUCUGCAUGUGACUGCCAUCAAAAUCGACCCCUACAUCAACAUUGAUGCUGGCACCUUCUCACCUUAUGAACAUGGUGAAGUGUUUGUGUUGGACGAUGGAGGUGAGGUGGACCUGGAUUUAGGAAACUACGAGCGCUUCCUGGACAUCAGGUUAACCAGGGACAACAACCUGACCACCGGCAAAAUCUACCAGUCAGUCAUCAACAAGGAGAGGAGGGGAGACUACCUGGGCAAAACUGUACAGGUGGUGCCACACAUCACAGAUGCCAUUCAGGAGUGGGUGGUGAAGCAGGCCAAGAUCUCAGUGGAUGACGAUGGGGUGGAGCCACAAGUCUGUGUUAUAGAGUUGGGAGGCACUGUGGGAGACAUUGAGAGCAUGCCAUUUAUCGAGGCCUUCAGACAGUUCCAGUUCAAGGUGAAGAGGGAUAACUUCUGCAACAUUCACGUCAGCUUAGUCCCACAGCCCAGUGCCACAGGAGAACAGAAGACUAAACCCACUCAGAACAGUGUCCGAGAGCUCCGUGGACUAGGACUCUCCCCAGAUCUGAUCAUGUGCCGCUGUGCGACACCUCUGGAGAACGCUGUCAAAGAGAAGAUCUCCAUGUUCUGUCACGUAGAGCCCACGCAGGUGAUCUGCGUGGCAGAUGUGUCGUCCAUCUACAGAGUACCCCUACUACUGGAAGACCAGGGGGUGGUGGGCUACAUCUGCCAGCGGCUGGACCUGCCUAUUGAGAUGAGGGCCAGGAAGAUGCUCACCAAGUGGAAGGAGAUGUCUGACAGGUCUGACCGACUCCUGGAACAUGUGUCCGUCGCCCUGGUAGGGAAGUACACAAAGUUCUCUGACUCAUAUGCCUCUGUCAUCAAGGCCCUGGAGCACUCAGCCCUCGCCAUCAACCACAAACUAGAGAUCAAGUUUAUCGACUCUGCAGACCUAGAGCCAAAUACACUGCAGGAGGAGCCUGUGAAGUACCACGAGGCCUGGCAGAAACUCUGCAGUGCUGAUGGUGUCUUGGUACCUGGAGGCUUCGGUGUACGGGGGACAGAGGGGAAAAUCCAGGCUAUCAGCUGGGCCAGGAAAAAGAAAAAGCCAUUUUUAGGGAUAUGUUUGGGCAUGCAGUUGGCAGUGUGUGAAUUUGCCCGCAAUGUUCUUGGCUGGCAAGAUGCCAACUCUACUGAAUUCCACCCAGAAUCUAAACACCCUGUGGUGAUUGACAUGCCAGAACACAACCCUGGGCAGAUGGGUGGGACUAUGAGGUUGGGGAAGAGGCGGACAAUCUUCAAAUCCAACACCAGCAUUUUGAGAAAGCUGUAUGGUGAUGCUGAAUAUGUUGACGAGAGGCAUCGUCACCGCUUUGAGGUGAACCCUGAGCUGAAGCACCACUUUGAGGAGAGGGGCUUCCAUUUUGUCGGCCAAGAUAUAGAGGGAGAGAGGAUGGAGGUCAUUGAGCUGGAUGAUCAUGCCUAUUUUGUUGGAGUGCAGUACCACCCAGAGUUCACUUCUCGUCCCAUCAAGCCCUCGCCCCCCUACUUUGGCCUCCUGCUGGCUGCAGCAGGGAAACUCCAGAGCUACCUACAGAAAGGUUGUCGCCUCUCACCACGAGACACAUACAGUGACCGCAGUGACAGCAGCUCUCCAGACUCUGAAAUUGCUGAACUGAAAUUCUAGGAGUUACCAGUUACAUGCACCUGUUACUCUGUUGAUGCUGGUACUAAUGUUACAGUUCACAUCACCUGUUUGAACUCAAUACAGCAGCCUCCGCUCAUCUACCUGAAAAUAAAUACCUUUUUCUGUCACCCAA
This is a messenger RNA of Salmo salar (Atlantic salmon), 2351 nucleotides long. RefSeq names its product CTP synthase 1b (gene ctps1b). Gene Ontology annotation, biological process: pyrimidine nucleobase biosynthetic process; CTP biosynthetic process. Gene Ontology annotation, molecular function: CTP synthase activity; identical protein binding. The record is from RefSeq and is a predicted model, not a curated record. Gene Ontology annotation, cellular component: cytoplasm; cytoophidium. Lineage: Eukaryota; Metazoa; Chordata; Actinopteri; Salmoniformes; Salmonidae.